This is a messenger RNA of Stegodyphus dumicola, 2150 nucleotides long. RefSeq names its product sec1 family domain containing Slh (gene Slh). The record is from RefSeq and is a predicted model, not a curated record. NCBI's taxonomy places the organism in Eukaryota, Metazoa, Arthropoda, Arachnida, Araneae, Eresidae. Gene Ontology annotation, biological process: vesicle-mediated transport.
CUAAUUGUGUAAACUUCUAGGGACACGUAAAUAUUGUUAGUGACAUGAACGCAAGUCGGCUAAAUAAAAAUUUUCAGUUAAUAUUUUAUUGAAUAAAAUUAUAUUAAAAAUCUGUGAAUAGAAACAUGGGUUCCGUGCUGCGGGAAAAGCAAAUAAGUGCUUUGAGGCGAAUGUUGAAUUUUAAUGCAAAUAUUAGCAAAGUAGCUGUUGCUGAACCAGUUUGGAAGGUAUUAGUAUAUGAUCGGUAUGGUCAAGAUAUUAUUUCCCCUUUGCUUUCUGUGAAAGAACUUCGAGAAAUGGGAGUAACUCUGCAUCUCCUCCUGCAUUCUGACAGAGAGCCCAUUCCAGAUGUACCUAUUGUAUACUUUGUUAUGCCAAAUGAAGAAAAUAUCAACAGAAUUGCUCAGGAUUUUCGGGAUCAACUAUAUGAUAUUUAUUAUUUGAAUUUCAUCUCACCGAUUUCCCGACACAAACUUGAAGAUCUGGCGAGUGCUUCAAUACUAGCUGGAUGUGUAUCCUCAAUAAAUUCAGUAUUUGACCAAUAUCUAAAUUUUAUAACCAUUGAAGAUGAUAUGUACAUAUUACGGCACCAUGAUCGAAGUUCUUUAAACUACUUUGCUGUAAAUAGAGGUGAUGUUAAAGACACAGAAAUAGAACAGAUCAUAGAUAAUAUUGUCGAUAGCCUAUUUUCUGUAUUUGUUACAUUAGGUGUUGUACCUAUAAUUCGUAGUCCUAGAGGCAAUGCUGCAGAAAUGGUUGCUGAGAAACUAGAUAAAAAAAUUCGAGAAAAUCUUCGGGAUUCAAGAAACAGCUUGUUUGCUCCAGAUGGUAUGCCUAGUUCAUUUGCAUUCCAGAGACCACUUUUAGUAGUGCUAGACAGAAAUCAGGAUAUGGCAACACCUUUACAUCACACAUGGACAUACCAGGCACUUGCACAUGAUGUUUUGGAUCUGCAGCUGAAUCGUGUAACUAUGGAUGAAACAACAGAGAAAACAACUCACUUAGGAGCAAGACCACGAAAACGAACAAAAACUUUUGAUCUUUCCUGCACUGAUAAAUUUUGGACGCAAUAUAAAGGAAGCCCAUUCCCCAUUGUUGCUGAAGCAGUUCAAGAAGAGCUAGAUUCAUACAGAACAUCUGAAGAAGAAGUAAAAAGGCUGAAAGCUGCCAUGGGUUUGGAAGGUGAUAAUGCUGCUACGGAUGAAGUGAUUGGAAAUGUCUCAGAUAAUACUGCAAAAUUAACAUCAGCUGUUAGCUCGCUGCCUGAACUUUUGGAGAAGAAAAGACUCAUUGAUAUGCAUAUGACAAUUGCUACUGCAAUAUUGGAUCAUAUCAAAAGUCGAAAAUUAGAUGUAUAUUUUGAAAUAGAAGAGAAGAUUAUGGGAAAAGCAACUUUAGAAAAGUCAUUAAUGGAUAUGAUUACUGAUCCUGAAGCUGGUUUACCUAGUGACAAAUUAAGACUGUUCUUGAUUAGCUUCAUUUGUGGAUCAACAAUGACUGAAGCUGAAGUUGAUCAAUACGUAACUGCUCUACAAGAUGCAGGAUGUGAUGGUGAAACUGUUCAGUAUAUGAGAAGGUGGAAGACAUACAGCAAAUUAUCAACACAUUCCACAAAUCAGUAUAGUGGUGGAACCAAAACAGUAAGCAUGUUUUCCAAGCUAAUGUCUCAUGGAUCCCAAUUUGUCAUGGAAGGAGUCAAAAAUUUGGUAGUAAAAAAACAUAAUUUGCCUAUUACAAGGAUAGUUGAUUCAUUGAUGGAGCUCAAAUCAUUACCUGAAACUGAAGAUUACAGAUAUUUUGAUCCAAAACUCUUACGUGCCACAGACAGUUCUUCAGUUCCUAGAAAUCGAGCUCCAUUCCUAGAUGGAAAGUCAAAUCCACCAACAAAAAGAAUAAUUUAUGGCUGUACAGACCUUGUAAAUGCUGAUCAAUUCUUAAAACAACUGCAUCAAUUGGGAGCAGAAUUCAAAUGAUGUUUCCAUGUUGUUGCCUUUUUACAUGCCUAAAUGCCUGAUAUACCUUAUUGAAAACUCUCUGUAUAUAACCUGUAUCUACAUUUUUUCUCAAAGACAGACCAUGUUAAAAAAAAGGGACUUUUCACAUAUUUUGUACAUCAUACAGUUCCAUUAAAAUUUAUCUUUCUUAAUGUU